Messenger RNA from Hypomesus transpacificus, 1967 nucleotides. RefSeq names its product pyroglutamylated RF-amide peptide receptor. Gene Ontology annotation, molecular function: neuropeptide Y receptor activity; peptide binding. Bases 1 to 1398 code for a protein of 465 amino acids. The record is from RefSeq and is a predicted model, not a curated record. The transcript has 6 exons. Lineage: Eukaryota; Metazoa; Chordata; Actinopteri; Osmeriformes; Osmeridae. Gene Ontology annotation, cellular component: membrane. Gene Ontology annotation, biological process: G protein-coupled receptor signaling pathway.
AUGAACCUCACCGUCCAGCUUCUGGACCUGUGGCUGAAGGCAUCCAACCUCUCUCGGCAGCAGUUCAUCCAACAGUAUUCCAUCCCUCCGUUGGUGUCCGUCCCCAGGUUGUCCUGGCCCCUGCAGUCCCUGUUCGGGGUGCUCUACCUGGUCAUCUUCGUCCUGGCCGUGGUGGGCAACGUGGCCGUGCUGGUGCUGCUGUGCAAGAGGAAGGCCCUGCAGUCGGCCAGCACUUUCUUCAUCUGCUCUCUGGCCCUCAGCGACUUGCUCAUCGCCAUCGUCUGUGUCCCUGCCACCCUGCUUCAGCACUUCUUCGCCAACUGGCUAGCAGGGGAUUUUCUCUGCAAGCUGGUGCCAUUUCUCCAGGUGACCGCAAUAUCAACCAGCAUUCUGACGAUGACAUGCAUCGCUGUGGAGCGGUUCCAGGGCAUUCUCUACCCGCUUCACGUCCGCAACGGUUACUUCUUGUUCCAUGCGUGCAAGAUGUUGGCGGCUGUAUGGCUGGGCGCCGUGGCGAUAGCAGCCCCGUUGUUGUUCAUACAGAAAGUGGAAGAGAAGUACGACUUCCUGUACGACAUCAUCCACACCUGUUGCCUGGAGGUGUGGCCCUGGGUGCAGCAGCGGCAGGUCUACACCACCUGUCUGUCCGUGUUGGUGUUCCUGGUCCCCAUGGUAACCAUGGGAUUGCUUUACGGCAAGAUCAUGCGUGAGUUGUGGGGGAAACACCGUGUUCAUGACAUCAUGUUCCAGACUCUUCCUGGUUCGGAGAUCAACAAAAUCACCAGGAGAAAGAAGCGAGCGGUGAGGAUGAUGGCCACGGUGGUGCUGCUGUUCGCCGUCUGCUGGGCCCCCUUCCACGCCGUCUCCCUGCUCCUCGAGUACGGGCUGCUGGAGAUGAACCUGAACUCCGAGUUCCUCCUGAUGAGCUUAGUCCAGAUUCUGGGCUUCAGUAACUCGGUGUGUAACCCUCUGGUCUACGCUGCCCUCAACACCAACUUCAAGAGGGACCUUGUGGCCCUGCUGACCCACCGCCAGAGGACCAAGGCUCGCUGGUGGUCCGGCGUGGCGGUGAGGCGCCGGGGGGUGCGGGUGGGCGUGUCGGAAGGGGAAGGCCCGUUCCCCAGCAGCAGGGCAGGGCGAGGUGUCACCCAGGUGGGGCUGCGUCAGUGGAGCAGGGUGGCCUGGGAACUGGAGGCCAUAGCUUCGCCCCGGAGGGAGCCGGGACAAGGAGGCUCGUCCAGACCCUUAACCCCGCUGCACCUGUUCAGCGUGAGGCCCAAGAAGAGCAGCAGCCCCCUUCUCCUCAGCGUCACAGACCCCCAGCACAGCAACACGGCGAUGGGCUUCUUCUCAGGGUCAGACACCACAACCUCCCAGUCCAAGCCUUUUAGCUUCUGAGGAAAAGCAGAGACAAGAUUUCAGUUUUCAAGCUUUUUUUCAAAUGUUUCUUUUUGGUAGUAGUUCAUGUACAAGCCGUGUAUGCUGAUGACCGUGAGUCAAUGAAUUUGUAACCAUCUCAGGGAAUCGACCGACAGCAUAUGCAGCUGGGACGUUUUGGAGGCUAAACCUACAUGUUCACCAGGUUGAGAUGAUUACACAGGCGAAACCAUCAGUCUGCUGUUUGUCUAGCAAGGCCAGAUGGAUUCAGCAGAUAUACCCAGAGCAAUACACUGAAGCCAGAGGAGACGAGGCUGAAAACGCUUCUGAGGACAUUCAAAUCACAGGUGGAUUAAAACUCCUUGAACCAGAACAACUUCUAUUGACCCAAAGAUACACUUAAACCUGUGAAUGAAUUGGCUAUCAAAGCCUUUCGGAUUGCAAACUGUAAUAGAAAUGAUGGCUUGACAACUGACCAGGCCUGGAGGAAUAGUCUUUUAGGUUUCUUUCAGAUGUAGUAAAUAGAUGGAGAAAAUAAGCUGUUGACUAAUUGUUUUGAUAUUUCUUGUCCUUUUGGACGUUGUGUAUUU